GCGCAGCGUGUUCCCGGCGUUGCAGCGGCAGACCGGGUGCAAGGCGGCGCCAGCGGAGGAGCAGGGAGAAGCGAGCUCGGCCGAUGCCGGUGAGGGCCGCCAUGGGGCCCCGCGAUGGGCGCAGCCGGGCGCUGGGCGGCGGCACCGCGCCGCGCGCCGCCGCCUGCUGCUGCUAACCGCCGCCGCCGCCGCCAUGUCGACCGGGCCGUCCGCCGUCUUCCCCGGCCAGCCAUGACGGCCGCCUGCACCAUCCUGCUCUUGGCCCUGCGGCUUGCGCCAGUUUUGGCAUCUGAAGACGAGGAGCGGCUGGUGCGAGAUCUUUUUCGGGACUACAACAAGCUGAUCCGGCCCGUGGAAAUAAUGAACAUGACGGUGGAAGUGCAGUUUGGGUUGUCAUUCAUCCAGCUCAUCAACGUGAACGAGAAGAAUCAAAUCAUGACGUCCAACGUGUGGCUGCAGCUGGUCUGGACCGACUACCAGCUCAAAUGGGACGAGGCGGACUACGGCGGCAUUUCGGUGCUGCGGCUGCCUCCGGACAAGGUCUGGAAGCCGGACAUCGUGCUCUUCAACAACGCGGACGGCAACUACGAGGUGCGCUACAAGUCGAACGUGCUCAUCUACCCUAGCGGCCAGGUGAUGUGGGUGCCGCCGGCCAUCUACCAGAGCUCGUGCACCAUCGACGUGACGUACUUCCCGUUCGACCAGCAGAAGUGCGUGAUGAAGUUCGGCUCGUGGACGUUCAACGGCGACCAAGUGUCCUUAAAGCUGUAUAACGACAACUACUGGGUGGACCUGUCCGACUACUGGAAGAGCGGCACCUGGGACAUCGUGGAGGUUCCGGCGUUCCUCAACCGGCACAACAACAGCAAGCAGCAGCGGCCCACGGAGACAGACAUCUCCUUCUACAUCACCAUCCGCCGCAAGACGCUCUUCUACACGGUCAACCUGAUCCUGCCCACGGUGCUCAUCUCGUUCCUCUGCAUACUGGUCUUCUACCUGCCGGCCGAAGCCGGCGAGAAGGUGACGCUGGGCAUCUCCAUCCUGCUCUCGCUGGUCGUCUUCCUGCUGCUCGUCUCCAAGAUCCUGCCGCCCACGUCGCUGGUGCUGCCGCUGAUCGCCAAGUACCUGCUAUUCACCUUCCUCAUGAACACCAUGUCGAUCCUGGUGACCGUGAUCAUCAUCAACUGGAACUUCCGCGGCCCGCGCACGCACCGCAUGCCCAACUGGAUCCGCGUCCUCUUCCUCAAGUACCUGCCGGCCAUGCUGCUCAUGAAGCGGCCGCACAAGACGCGCCUGCGCUGGAUGAUGGAGAUGCCAGGCGUCGGCAUGCACCACUACCACCCGAGGCCGCCGCCGCCGCCGCCCGCCGCCGCGGCCGUGCCUCCCGCGGUGCCGCCGCCCCCUCCGCCGCCGCCGCCCGCGCACCACCUGGCGGCCAAGCACGGCGGCGGCAAGCACGAGUGCCUCGAGCUGGCCGACGUGCACCACCCCAACUGCACGCGCAAGGCGGCCGGCCCGCCGGCGCUGGCCGGCGGCCGCCGGGACUCGGUCGACGGCCGCGACUCGGCCGCGGGCGACGUGCUCUACCUCAGCCCGGAGGCGUACCGCGCCACCGAGGCGAUCGAGUUCAUCGCCGAGCACCUGCGCUGCGAGGACGAGUACAUUCAGAUCCGCGAGGACUGGAAGUACGUGGCCAUGGUGAUCGACCGGCUGCAGCUGUACAUCUUCUUCGCGGUCACCACGGCGGGCACCGUGGGCAUCCUACUGGACGCGCCGCACAUCUUCCAGUACGUGGACCAGGACAAGGUCAUCGAGAUCCACCGCGGCAAGCCCACGUGAGCGGGCCCCCAAGCAUCUAUACGUACAGUCUCUUCUAUAUACUCGGACCAUAGGUCUAGGCGGACAAAAACACGUGGCAUGUCAUGCUGCUGCGCGCGACUUUCGGGCCACACCUCAAAGUACUAUCUGGAAGUUGCCACUGAUUGCUCAAGACUGUGCUGCGCCCCGGGGGGACGAGGAGAGAGACCGCCGCCGCUGCUGCUGUGCGCCGCCCCCUCGACGAUGCAGCCGGCGGCCGCGUGCGCUCAACGCGACACGACUAUGUUUGCAUUCGACGAGUAAAAAAUGUUUGUUCUCU
Molecule: messenger RNA, 2137 nt
Organism: Dermacentor andersoni
Lineage: Eukaryota; Metazoa; Arthropoda; Arachnida; Ixodida; Ixodidae
Gene: nAChRbeta1
Product: nicotinic acetylcholine receptor beta1
Biological process (GO): monoatomic ion transmembrane transport
Cellular component (GO): postsynaptic membrane
Molecular function (GO): acetylcholine-gated monoatomic cation-selective channel activity; transmembrane signaling receptor activity
Source: RefSeq, a predicted model, not a curated record